GAUCCAGCCGAUAUCAACCAGGUGCAAGGAUUCUAUCCCGUACAGCCACCACUGCCCGCCGUUGCCGGAAUCGAAGGUUUCGGCGUAAUUGAAGAGACUGGGCGUGGAGUGACGAGUUUACGCAGUGGUGACUGGGUUGUUCCGGCCCAUUCGGCCGUUGGGUGUUGGCGUACAUUUGGUAAUCACGCUGAGCGCGAUUUAUUCAAAAUUGGCAAUGACAUACCGUUUGAGUCGGCAGCUACAUUCCAGAUCAAUCCGCCAACAGCUUUUAGAAUGCUAAAAGACUUUGCUGUUUUGCAACCAGGUGAUUUGGUGGUGCAGAAUGGUGCCAAUUCGAACGUCGGACGUUGUGUAAUACAGGUUUGUUUGUUUCCAAAUAAGCCAACGCAUCGCAAUCAUACAUGCUGCAUUCAGUCAAAAUCAGAAGUCAAUAUCUUCUCCGUAACUCACCUUAAUUCAGUGUCACAAAAACUUUUGCCAUCUGAAUAA
This is a messenger RNA of Gongylonema pulchrum, 489 nucleotides long. The record is from the annotation of a GenBank genome assembly. NCBI's taxonomy places the organism in Eukaryota, Metazoa, Nematoda, Chromadorea, Rhabditida, Gongylonematidae.